This is a messenger RNA of Cygnus olor (mute swan), 4078 nucleotides long. Its product is annotated as endogenous retrovirus group K member 8 Gag polyprotein-like. Gene Ontology annotation, molecular function: zinc ion binding; nucleic acid binding. The transcript is spliced from 2 exons. Bases 243 to 1703 code for a protein of 486 amino acids. The record is from RefSeq and is a predicted model, not a curated record. Gene Ontology annotation, biological process: viral process. NCBI's taxonomy places the organism in Eukaryota, Metazoa, Chordata, Aves, Anseriformes, Anatidae.
AUUCACAAUGGGAGCCAGUCUCUCAGGAGAAGAAGCAGCAAUAGUAACAUUAUUAACGCAAUUAUUAACAAAAAGGGGUGUAAAAAUAUGACCCAUUUAAGAUAAAGCUACUAUUAAAGUUUUUGCAAAAACAAGGGGUCCCCUCGACGGCCUCAGCUAUAUUCGAUGUAGAGACUUGGGAACAAGCGGGGGAGAAAGUGUGGGAGGCAGCAUCAAGCGGGGAUGCGACCGCUGCUGAGGUUAUGACCACGUGGCGCCUGGUAACGGAGACUUUAAGAGCGUGGCAGGUGGAAAAGAAGGUACAGAGCGCCACCGCCCGGGAGAUCCUGAUAGCAGCUCCGGGAUCGGAGUCUGAUGAGCCACCAGAGCAGGACAAUUUAAUAGACUUGGGGGACGAUCAAGAAGAGGGUCGCGAACCCGCACUGCUUAGCCCUACUCCACGAGCCCCCUCGGCUCCCACAUUGCCCCACCUUAACAAUGCCUCCCUGGGAGUUCGAGUUUUUGAUCCACGGGAGCGAUGGGAGCAGGUAUGCCGGGAAGCAUUAAAGGACGGGGACCCAAUAGGAAUGGCUUUCCCGGUAGAAGUGCAUGCCAACGGUCCAAAUGAGUAUCACACUUUUCAAUGGGAUUUAAUUAAAGAAUUACGAAAGACGGUGACUACGUACGGGUUGCACGCACCGUUUACACAGUCGUUGUUAGAGAACGUCAUGACUGGUCAAUUGUUAGUGCCCUACGACUGUCGCCAGAUUGCCGCAAUGAUUUUAACCCCAACACAAAAGUUGCUGUGGGAACAAAAGUGGAAAGAAGGCUGCGAAACGGCCGCCUUACAAAAUCUGGAGAGACAGCCUGGCGACCCUCUUAUGGGAGCCGGGAUCCCACAACUAAUGGGGACUGAGCCAUUGCUGGACCCGAGAUUGCAGGCUAGGCUCAAUGAUGCCAUCUUGCGGCAGUCUGCGUCUCUGGCUCUCCAGGCAAUGUUGAAAUUACCAGAAGUAGGAAAAGUUGAACCCUCAUUUACGAGUAAUAAACAACAAGUAAGCGAACCGUACAUGCAAUUUACCGAUAGAUUGUGGGACGCUGUAGAUAAACAGGUCGACAAUCGCGAGGCAAAAGAGGCAUUGAUGUUAAAAUUGGCUGUAGAAAACGCAAACACGGACUGUAAAAAGAUACUCCAAGCGUUACCAGUUAAUACUACGUUAGUGCAGAUGAUAGAGGCGUGUAACCGAGUUGGAUCGGUGGAACACCACACUGCCGCCUUAGCUGGAGCCUUUGCGGCAGCGCUUCAAAUCAUGGGUAAACGUUGUUUCCGCUGUCAAGCUACAGGACACCUUGCUGUCGAAUGCCCCCAGCGGGGCAUGGGGGGAGGCCGCGGUAACCCUGCUCCCCCCUCUGCUUGUCCCCGGUGUGGAAAAGGGUGGCACUGGGCUAGCCAGUGUUGCUCGAGAUGUAACACAGAAGGUCGGUCCCUGCAAUCGCGGCAGGGAAACGGGAGGCAGAGCGUGGGGCAGGGCCGUGGGACGACACAAGUGCCCCGGUCCUCGGCGGUGGGCAGGCUGCCCUCAUGGGACCCGCCUCAAGUAAUGAUGACAGCCGGAUCACAACAACAGCAGAGCACCGCUCCAGUGGCCUCGCCAAAUAUAUCACCGUGGAUUCCCUCACUGCCAAAACCUGAGGAAGCGCCGGUUUGGAUGUCUCCACAGUAGAGGACUGCACCCUUUGGGACACUCGGGUGCGCAAAAUAAUGCUGAACAUUAAGGGAUCAAUAGGUAAAGGAUAUAGCGCGCUCCUGUUGGGACACUCAAGCACCACCUUGACAGGACUUUUUGUACUGCCUGGAGUUAUUGAUGCUGAUUAUGAAGGGGUCAUACAAGCCAUGGCAUGGACUCCCUCGCCACCGGUGCUCGUGCCAAAGGAUACCAGAAUUGCCCAGUUAAUAUUAUUUAAAGCAACGGUUCCCCAAGCAGAACAGUGCGAGCGACGUGACAGGGGUUUUGGGUCAACAGGACCCCCGUCAGUCUUCUGGGCCUCGACCAUUGCCACCAAAAGACCUAUAUUGACCCUGACACUACAUCACCCGACCGCCGACCCCCUGAAUGCCCCAGUCACAGUGUUAAUGGAUACAGGGGCAGAUGUAACAGUAAUAGCCCUAAAGGACUGGCCCAGCGGAUGGCCGUUGGAUUCAACUGCAAAAGGCCUCAUGGGGGUGGGUGGCGUUUCCAAUACUUGCCAAAGUAAAUAUAUGCUUACCGUUAAAACUCACGAAGGUUCGGCAUGCCAUGUUCGGCCAUAUGCUGCCCCAAUACCUGUCAGCCUCCUGGGAAGAGAUGUGAUGGGGCAGGGCGAUUUCACCCUGAGCUCUCCGGAAAAUUUUCGAUAGCGGCCAUUGACGAGCGACCACUCAUGAAACUCACCUGGAAAACUGAGAAGCCAGUGUGGGUGGAUCAAUGGCCGCUUCCAGCGGAAAAGGUCGCUGUUCUCCAAGAACUUAUUAAAGAGCAAUUGAAAUUAGGACAUAUCACCCCCACAACUAGUCCUUGGAACUCACCAAUAUUUGUGAUCAAAAAGAAAAAUGGGAAAUGGCGACUGCUCUAUGACCUGCGCCAGAUAAACAAUGUCAUGGAAGACAUGGGAGCUCUCCAGCCCGGAUUGCCUUCCCCUACUAUGCUCCCUCGAAAUUGGAAUAUACUAAUUAUUGACUUGAAGGAUUGUUUUUUUACUAUACCACUUCACUCUGAAGAUGCUCCCUGAUUUGCCUUUUCAGUCCCAAAAAUCAACAGGAGUGAACCCAUAGACAGAUAUCAGUGGACUGUACUACCCCAAGGGAUGAAAAAUUCCCCAACUAUAUGCCAGACAUACGUUGCAGAAGCUUUGCGCCCUGUGCGAAGGCAAUUCCCUCACGUGUACAUUUAUCACUAUAUGGACGAUAUAUUGCUCUCCAGCCCAUCCAAGAGCUUAGCGCAAGAAGUGCUGCCUGUUUUACAGCAGGAGUUGCAAAAAAGAGGGUUACAAUUGCGCCAGAAAAAAUCCAGACGGAAGCGCCUUGGAAAUAUUUAGGCUGGAAGAUAUUACAACAGAGUAUUCAACCCCAAAAUGUAGCCAUCACAACGGAAAUCCGCACGCUGAAUGAUGUCCAGAAGCUUAUAGGAAAUAUCAAUUGGAUACAAACGCUCUGCGGCAUUGAUAAUCAGACCUUAGCACCAUUGUUUGAACUUCUGAAGGGGGACACGGACAUUAAUGCACCCCGAAACAUGACUAAUGCGGCCAGAGUAGCUUUAAGCAACGUUGAGGAAAAAAUUUCAGCCCAACAAUGCCAACGACGCGCAGAAAACUUACCCAUUCAGCUCUACAUAUGCAACCAGAAUCCGCAACCUUUAGCUAUCAUCGCGCAAUGGGAUCCCGCCGCAGCAAAUCCACUAUUGUUACUAGAAUGGGUGUUCUUACCUCAUCAACCUACUAAGACAUUCGCGACUCGCAUUGAAAUGUUUGCAGCCUUAAUUAAGAAGGGCAGAGAACAUAUCGUAGAGAUAGCUGGAGAGGAACCAAAAAGCAUUGUUAUCCCGAUAGUUAAGGACUACCUCGACUGGUGCCUCCAGAAUAGCAUUGAGCUGAAAGCAGCCCUUUCGGGCUUUGAUGGUCAAUUAGAUAUACACCUCCCAUCUCACAAAAUGUUCACCUUUUAUAAUAAUGUACAACUCGAGGUUAAACCCCUAUGUAGAUGGUACCCUGUCCAAGGACAAACUGUAUUCACUGAUGGGUCAGGACGAACGGGAAAAGCAGUAGUUACAUGGGAACAAGGGGGCCAGUGGAAUCACAUAAUGGAAAACAUUCAAGGCUCCCCACAAAUAGUAGAAUUACAUGCAAUAAUAUUGGCAUUUAAACAAUGGCAUCAGGUCCCAGUGAAUAUUGUGUCAGAUUCACAAUAUGCGGUGGGAAUGGUACAACGAAUUGAAAGAUCUCAAAUCAGGCACAUUCAGAAUGAAGCACUAUUUGCAAAAUUCAAGGAAUUGCUAUUCCUUGUUGAGCAACGUACCCAUCCAUACUGCAUAAUUCAUAUUAGGAGUCAUACCACCUUACCAGG